AAUUAACCAGUAACAUUUUCGAUAUAAGAUCAUGGGUUUGAAGCAAACUUCUAGGGUUUAUGUUUCUCUGGGUUUGGUGGCAUUGAUGGUGAUGGCGCUUGCCAUUAGUUGUAGCUGCACCAGCGUCGGACAUAUGCCGUCAAGAGAAGAUGUAGGAGAAGACUUUGAGGAGUUGAAAGGGGAGACAAAAGAAGUCAAAGAUAAGGCAGGAGAGACGGGUAAAGAGACCAAAGAAACAUCGGAGUCAUGGGCAGGAUGGGCUAAGGAGAAGAUCUCUGAAGGACUUCGGCUGAAAGCAGAGGAUGCAAAGGAGGCUGCAAAGAAAGCUUCUGAUUCAGCCACUGAAACUGCUAAGAAGACCAAAGACAACGUUGAAGAUACGGCUUCUGGAGCCGGUAAAUACACAGCCGAGAAAGCCAGAGAUGCUAAGAAUGUAGCAAGUGACAUGACGAAUACAGCAAAAGAGAAGACUACUGAUGCUAUGUAUACUUCUUCGGAGAAGGCCAGUGACAGAGCCAACAAAGCUUCGGAAAAGGCCAGCGACAUAACCAACAAAGCUAAGGAGAAGGCUUGUGAGAUGAAGGAUGCAGCCACUGAGAAGGCUAGUGACAUAACAGGUGCAGCUAAGGAAACGCUCGGUUCCGCGACAAAUUCAGCCACGGAGACCAAAGAAGCAGCAAAAGAGAAGGCGUGCAAUGUGAAGGACUCAACAAAAGAUAAAGCUUGUUCUGCGAAGGACACAACCAAAGAGAAGGCCAGUAAUGCGAAGGAUGAAGCAACAGAGAAGGCUAGAGAAGCAGAGGAGACAUUAGAGUCUGCUAAAGAUACCAGUGCUUCAAACUAUGAAGCUACAAAGCACAAGUCCAAAGAGUUGAAAGAUAAUGUAGCUAAUAGAGGUCGUGAUGAGGAGCUCUAAACCUGCUACUUCAAGGCUUGUUUUGUUUAUUGUUCGAGAUUCUAUAGGUUUGCAAGUCUUACGUACGUCUGUAUCUUUCCAGUAUUUCAGUAAGUUUGUUGUUGGAUUAAACUAUCGAUAAUUUCAGUGAGUUUGUUGUUGGAUUAAACUAUCAAUAAUUUAAUAUGAGAAGUCACAAUCAACUGUAAAA
Pistacia vera is the source of this 1106-nucleotide messenger RNA. Its product is annotated as late embryogenesis abundant protein D-29. The record is from RefSeq and is a predicted model, not a curated record. The transcript has 2 exons. Bases 32 to 916 code for a protein of 294 amino acids. NCBI's taxonomy places the organism in Eukaryota, Viridiplantae, Streptophyta, Magnoliopsida, Sapindales, Anacardiaceae.